UCGACAUACAAGAAUUUCGAGUCCUGCAUUCAUUGAUAAAUCGUCCAAUUCCGCGUCCUUGAGCCCUUGAGUUUAGCGUUGCUUCUUCGAGCGUCCGUUUUGACAGGAAAGCCAUCACCAGCUGAAUAACCGGUUCCAUCAAGAGAUAGAUCAGUCCAACACAGUCACAGUCAUGGCAAGAAAGAACAACAAAUCGCAAAACUCCACUCCCAAGAAGAGUCAUACUGAGAAGCCACCUCAAAGCAUACAAUCAACCUGUCCCGCAGCAGAAGGUCGAGAACUAGCCCCAGCUGAAGCACCAACAUCGAGAUCACUUCUCAGCCUCGUGACCAACAUCAAAACCCAGAGAGCGCUGCAAUUGAUCCUGCUAGCAUGCAUACACGCCGCAGUCUCCCAACUCAACCUCUCACCAGUGUAUGGAGCUGUCCCAGCUGGUCUGUACCACCGCUACGGCCUUACAGCGGCAUUUCUACUUGCGUUCCUCCUUCGUGGGUAUCUACCAACCUGGAUCGGACAAGGAAUCACACCAUUUUGUUUCUGGAUCCCCAUCAUCCAAUUCUGUUUGUUUAGACUGAGCUCGACUCUCGGGAAUCCUCUUGGGCCUAUUGUCACAGAGUGCUUGACAUGUUUCCCACUCGUCACGGUGUCAGUGUACAUGGCGAUGGACUUUCUCGAAGAAGGCACCGGAAGCCAACAAGGCGACACAUUCCCCUCGAUGGGUCUCUUCGUGCUCUUCACAGUCAUGCAAAGAGUCUGUAAAGCGCUGGUCGCGGCGAUCACAGGUCCAGGAUUCCUCCGAUCGCGCAUCGGGAUGCAAUUGAUGAUCGCCUCACUUUACGGCACAGUCCUGCCUAAGAACGUUAUAUGGCCAUCCCUCCCCGCCGUCGCAUUCACUAUGGUCGCAAAUCCGCAUUGUUCGCUCUCGAGGACGACAGAGGUGCUGAAUAACACGUUGGCGCUUGAUGGGUACACGCUGCUGGAACGAAAGGAGUCCGUUACAGGAUAUAUUUCCGUGCUGGACGAUACGCGGCGCGGACUGCGCGUCAUGAGAUGCGACCACAGCCUGCUCGGCGGCGAGUGGAGUAUGCCUUCGAAACCAUGGAGACAAGUCGGCGAACCUAUCUAUGCGAUUUUCACGAUGCUCGAGGCAGUGCGGCUGGUCGAGCCUACUUCUUCGGCGUCCGAGAAGAGUCUUUUGAACAUUGGUCUGGGCAUUGGGACGGCCCCAUCUGCCAUGAUUGCGCACGGAGUUGACACGACAAUCGUCGAGAUUGACCCCGUCGUGCACGAAUUCGCGACAAAGUACUUUGCCCUCCCCACGAAUCAUACCUACUACAUGGGUGAUGCACUGGCUUUUGUCUCGAACACAUCUUCGGGCGCGAGCUACGACUACAUCAUUCAUGACGUUUUCACGGGCGGCGCUGAACCAGCGGAACUGUUCACGAUGGAGUUUCUGGCGGGUCUGCACACACUGCUCAAGCCUGAGGGGGUAAUAGCAAUAAAUUACGCCGGCGAUAUCGCCAUGCCUGCGGCCUCCAUCAUAUAUCGCACCAUUACCUCGGUCUUUCCGUCAUGCCGAGUCUUCCGGGAAGACGAGGCUCCCGACCCAAACGUCAAGCCAGAUGACUUCACCAACAUGGUAUUCUUCUGCCGGAAGGACUAUAGACCACUCACAUUUCGAAAGCCAGUCGAAGCCGAUUUCCUGGGCAGCGGCGCACGGCGGGAGUACAUGCUCCCCCAGCACGAGAUCGCGCCGUCAACAUUUGACACGAGCGUUGACGUGCUGCGGAGCGGCAAGACGAAAGAGCUUGAAAAGUGGCAGGCCCAAAGCGGCAUUGGACAUUGGAAAGUCAUGAGAACGGUACUCCCGGAUGCCAUUUGGGAGAAUUGGUGAAUCCAACACACCUAAGACUUUCCAUGAUAAUGCACA
Messenger RNA from Exophiala viscosa, 1930 nucleotides. Its product is annotated as S-adenosyl-L-methionine-dependent methyltransferase. Gene Ontology annotation, biological process: polyamine biosynthetic process. The record is from RefSeq and is a predicted model, not a curated record. Bases 173 to 1894 code for a protein of 573 amino acids. Lineage: Eukaryota; Fungi; Ascomycota; Eurotiomycetes; Chaetothyriales; Herpotrichiellaceae. The transcript has a single exon.